GGGCGGGGCGGCCGCGCGGACGGAGGCGAGAUGGCGGCCGCUGAGGGUGUUGGGGAGGCUGCGCAGGGCGACGAGCCGAGUCAGCCCGAGCCACCGCCUCCCCAGCCGCGCCCGCCGCCCCAGCCGCCGCGGCAGGAGGAUGUGAUGGCGGCCGAGGCCGGAGACGCAGUGGCGUCCCCUAUGGACGACGGGUUCCUGAGCCUGGACUCGCCCACCUACGUGCUGUACAGAGACAGAGCAGAAUGGGCUGAUAUAGAUCCAGUGCCGCAGAAUGAUGGCCCCAAUCCAGUGGUCCAGAUCAUUUAUAGUGAAAAAUUUAGAGAUGUUUAUGAUUAUUUCCGGGCUGUUCUGCAGCGUGAUGAAAGAAGUGAACGCGCUUUUAAACUAACAAGAGAUGCUAUUGAGCUAAAUGCAGCCAAUUAUACGGUGUGGCAUUUUCGGAGAGUUCUCUUAAAGUCACUUCAAAAGGAUCUGCAUGAGGAAAUGAACUACAUCACUGCAAUAAUUGAGGAACAGCCCAAAAACUAUCAAGUUUGGCACCAUAGGCGAGUAUUAGUGGAAUGGCUAAAAGACCCAUCUCAGGAGCUCGAGUUUAUUGCUGAUAUUCUUAAUCAGGAUGCAAAGAAUUAUCAUGCCUGGCAACAUCGACAAUGGGUUAUUCAGGAAUUUAAACUUUGGGAUAAUGAGCUGCAGUAUGUAGACCAACUUCUUAAAGAGGAUGUGAGAAAUAACUCUGUCUGGAACCAAAGAUACUUCGUAAUUUCUAACACAACUGGCUACGAUGAUCGUGCUGUGUUGGAGAGAGAAGUCCAGUACACUCUGGAAAUGAUCAAACUAGUACCACAUAAUGAAAGUGCAUGGAACUAUUUGAAAGGGAUUUUGCAGGAUCCUGGUCUUUCCAAAUAUCCCAAUCUGUUAAAUCAAUUACUUGAUUUACAACCAAGUCACAGUUCCCCUUACCUAAUUGCCUUUCUUGUGGAUAUCUAUGAAGACAUGCUAGAAAACCAAUGCGACAACAAGGAGGACAUUCUUAAUAAAGCAUUAGAGUUAUGUGAAAUCCUAGCUAAAGAAAAGGACACUAUAAGAAAGGAAUAUUGGAGAUACAUUGGAAGAUCCCUUCAAAGCAAACACAGCACAGAAAGUGACCCACCAACAAAUGUACAGCAAUAACACCAUCUAGAAGAACUUGAUGGAACGCUUUUAUUUUUUUAAGAGACUCUAAUGCAGGAGUUUAAAACUAGAGCGAGCAUUCCCUUUGCCUGUGGUGUAAAAUGUGCAUCGUGCAGGUACUGCUUUUUAACAAGAACUAGGUGUGAUGCUGCUUGGGUGCUGCUGCUAUUCAGACUAGCUCUAAGUAAUGUGAUUGUUUCCUAAAGCAAAGUAAUUCGGGGGGUGGGAGAAGAAACAGAAAGUCCCAUAAAGGAACUUUUGUAGUCUUACCAACAUUUACUCUAAUCCCUUAGCAUCAGCUCCUCCCUAAAUGAUAUAUGCGUCAGGAUUUGCAGCAUUAAUGAUUACAGGUCACUUGUAUGUAAUGGAUAUGAGGUAACUUAGUUUCGGUUCAGGAAGCAGGGAAUGCAGUUGUUACAUUAGAGCUGCUGUGCCAUGCUCACAGUAUCUUGCUAUCACUGUAACCAACUAAUGCCAAAAGAAUGGUUUUGUAAUAAAAUAUAGAUGUAUCCUAAAA
Equus quagga is the source of this 1687-nucleotide messenger RNA. RefSeq names its product farnesyltransferase, CAAX box, alpha (gene FNTA). Lineage: Eukaryota; Metazoa; Chordata; Mammalia; Perissodactyla; Equidae. Gene Ontology annotation, molecular function: CAAX-protein geranylgeranyltransferase activity; protein farnesyltransferase activity. Bases 31 to 1170 code for a protein of 379 amino acids. Gene Ontology annotation, biological process: protein farnesylation; protein geranylgeranylation. The transcript has 9 exons. The record is from RefSeq and is a predicted model, not a curated record. Gene Ontology annotation, cellular component: cytoplasm; CAAX-protein geranylgeranyltransferase complex; protein farnesyltransferase complex.